Molecule: messenger RNA, 1359 nt
Organism: Necator americanus (New World hookworm)
Lineage: Eukaryota; Metazoa; Nematoda; Chromadorea; Rhabditida; Ancylostomatidae
Exons: 11
Coding region: 1-1359 (452 amino acids)
Biological process (GO): intracellular signal transduction
Cellular component (GO): microtubule; microtubule organizing center
Source: RefSeq, a predicted model, not a curated record
AUGGCGCGCACUUCUAUGGUGAUGGCAAAGGAGCGCAGCAGCAGUGUGCGACGGCCCAUCGAAACAUCGCUGUCGAAUUCGUUCUCGUCAUCCGCAGCCUCUUCGCUCUCAUCAUCGAAUUAUGGUGUGAAGACCGUAAGAAUUUUCAAGAACGGCGAUCCCUAUCACCAGGGGUUAAAGGUGGUCCUUAAUCGCCGAUAUGUACACGAUCUUGAUGGUUUGCUUGCGUCAUUAAGCGAAAAGCUUGAUUUGACAUAUGGUGCGAAGAGGCUCUACACUGUUGAUGGCAAAUUAGUAAAGCAUUUCCAGGAUAUUGAAGACAAACAAGACUACGUAGCGGCAACAAACCAUUUCAUUCCCCAACAGUACGGUAAAUGGUCGAGUCCUGCAGGGCAUCCGUUUCGUGUCUCAUCUUCUAUCUCGCCACAAACCCGUGCAUCACGAAGUCAAACACGUACGAGCGAAACUAAGCCAACCACCAAAAAACGAGCACUGAGUGGUGUGGUACCCAUUCAAACCGCUACUUCAGGAACGGGACCUAGUCCUACGCCAGUAGCCCAAAGCAAAAAACAGGCAGCAGACGGGAAAAAGAAGAAAAAGAAAGGCUCUGAAGAAGGCGAUGAAGCCGAAACGUUAGCCAGAAUAAACAUCAAUAACAAUCUUGUGGUCAAGAAGAAGAAGAAGAACAGCGGAGAGCAACCUACUCCUCAAGCAGAUGCAACGGAAAAAAAUAAGCAAGAGCAGAAAUCCGAGGCGUUGAACUUAGAGCUCAAAGAAGAGGCGAAGCCACAGAAUAGCGCAGAAGCGGAAAGCAUGGAGGAGCCAGAAGGGCCGAAGUAUGAAAGUCGACAAACUACGGCAAAAUCGCCUUCACAUGAAAAUGUCAACAAUGACGACGACAAAUCUGAGAGCGAAGCAAAUGAAAAUCAUACAAAAACUUCAUCUGCGUCUGAACAUUCGGAGAAUGAAGGUGAGGAGGGGAAUUCAGAAGGCACCGAAUCCGACGUGGAGAAAUCACCAUCGCCAGAACGAAAGGAAAUUCCAAAGCCGAAUGGUAACGAAUCCCAAUCAAUUGGACGACCGAAGAAAACGGAUAGUGUCAGAGGAUCGGAGUCAGAGAAGGAAAGUAAUGAGAAUAAGGAAGAUCCAAACUCAGAGACGGGUAGCACUAAAGCUACAGAGCUGCCACAGAAAGAUAAGGCUACGGAAGAGUCAGAGACAGGUUUAGAGAUGGAGAGUAUUCAUUCGGAGUGCAGUGAAGAGAAAAAUAAGGAUCCGAUAAGGUCCAAAUCAGAGAAUGGAGCCACUGAUGAUGAGGUGUCAAAGAUAGAGGAAUGUAAUAAGAAUAGUAGUGAGUAG